Molecule: messenger RNA, 1075 nt
Organism: Xenopus laevis (African clawed frog)
Lineage: Eukaryota; Metazoa; Chordata; Amphibia; Anura; Pipidae
Gene: gsta1.L
Product: glutathione S-transferase alpha 1 L homeolog
Exons: 8
Coding region: 235-978 (247 amino acids)
Biological process (GO): glutathione metabolic process
Molecular function (GO): glutathione transferase activity
Source: RefSeq, a predicted model, not a curated record
UCAUGUGACUGAAACAUUAUCUCAGAGUUAACUUGGAUUUUUUUUCUACUUUUUCUAUUCUGUUGAACGGUUCUUUGUAUGUCAUGGAUAGAGGAAUAUAGUGGCCUCUGAUUGGUGUGUUGGGUUACGCCUCUCAGGGAGCAACUGGCUUGAAGCUGCAGCCUUUAAGUAGGAGAGUUCAGUCGGCACUGGAAGCAAACAUUCUUCUUGCACAUUCUGCAUCUUUUUCACGGGAUGGGAUCUGUUGUCCGGAAACCCGUUACUCAGAAUGCUUCGAAAACCGGCAAUGCAGACCCCCACAGUAAAACCAACAAAAUGGCUGAAAAACCUGUACUGCACUAUUUUAAUGGAAGAGGGCGCAUGGAGUCAAUCAGAUGGCUGUUGGCUGCGGCUGGAGUUGAGUUUGAUGAACAAUACAUUGAAACAAGGGAACAAUAUGAACAGCUACUUAAAGAUGGAAGUUUGAUGUUCGAACAGGUUCCUCUGGUUCAAAUGGAUGGGAUGAAUCUGAUACAAACAAAAGCCAUUUUAUCUUACAUUGCUGGAAAAUACAACAUGUAUGGAAAGGACCUGAAGGAGAGACUUUUUAUUGACAUGUAUGUAGAUGGCACAGGUGACCUUUUGAGUCUUGGUACGGUCUAUGUCUUUCUUGAUGAUGCUGGCAAGGAAAAACAAAAAGCAAAUAUUAAGGAAAAAGCAACAAAAAGAUAUUUUCCAAUAUAUGAAAAGGUUUUGAAAGAUCAGCACUAUCUUGUUGGGAACAAGUUUAGCUGGGCAGAUGUACAAUUAAUGGAAGCCAUUUUAAUGACAGAAGAGUUCCACAGUGACAUCCUAUCCUGCUUUCCUAACCUGAAGGACUUCAAAGAGAGAAUAAAGCAAAUACCAACAAUUGCAAAGUUCCUUCAGCCUGGAAGUCCAAAGAAACCUUUUCCAGACAUGAAAUAUGUGACCACUGUGAAGACUGUUCUUAAUAUGUGAUAGUGCAGACUACAGAUUGCCUUACUGCAUCAAAUGAAUUUCAUUUUUGUUAGUGCUCUGAUUAAAUUGCAUAAUAAAUAUAAAUGUAUGUGCAUAA